ACCACGGUCAUCUCUAGUCUAUCCGUCAACUCAAUCUCACUUCAUCUCCAAGUAUGACUCGCACACAGCGUGCAUCCUCACCUCGUGCAAUGAGGAAGGACAGAUCUCUGUCCAAGUCUGGUUAUGACAAGUCUCUCCGCAAGGACGGCGCGGGGCGACACAACUGGGGUUCCGUUGAAGACGAGCAGGACCUUGAGCGCGAAGCGCUGGAGGAUGCUGAGAUCGACAAUGAAGAGCUUGCGGAAGUCCCACCAGACGUCAAUGCCGCUGUCCGUCCUGCUGUAGAUGGUCCACCAGAGGCCACGAGUACCUCUCCAAGCAGCGAGGAAGACAUUGAGAAGGCACGCGAGUUCCGUGCGAAGGGCCUCAAAGGCGAUGUCGACCUCGCGUCUAUUGCGCGCACGUCCGCGGGUGCAAGUGCCAGCCCACCAAAGGCUCCUUCUCUCGAAGUCACUCGCGAUGCUGAUACCAACGCCAUUCCUUGAUUUAUCCUUAUUAACUAUCGAGCCGAUUUGCUGGUAAAGAGAAAGAUUGGACAAGCUGAAGUAAUUGAAGUGUAUUUUGUACCCCGUAGUCGCUGCCGAAUUGAAUUUGAAGUCCGCUUUCGA
Messenger RNA from Fomitiporia mediterranea MF3/22, 608 nucleotides. RefSeq lists its product as uncharacterized. The transcript has 4 exons. The record is from RefSeq and is a predicted model, not a curated record. NCBI's taxonomy places the organism in Eukaryota, Fungi, Basidiomycota, Agaricomycetes, Hymenochaetales, Hymenochaetaceae. Bases 54 to 485 code for a protein of 143 amino acids.